Molecule: messenger RNA, 1392 nt
Organism: Fusarium subglutinans
Lineage: Eukaryota; Fungi; Ascomycota; Sordariomycetes; Hypocreales; Nectriaceae
Exons: 4
Coding region: 1-1392 (463 amino acids)
Biological process (GO): polyphosphate metabolic process; microautophagy; vacuolar transport
Cellular component (GO): fungal-type vacuole membrane; vacuolar transporter chaperone complex
Source: RefSeq, a predicted model, not a curated record
AUGAAGUUUGGCGACCACCUCGAAAGAGAGUCUGUUCCAGAAUGGAGUCUCCAUAACCUCGACUACAAUUCCAUCAAGCAUGAGAUUAAGAUGCACACGACGCGCGACCAGGCCACGGCUAUGGCCAUUCCUGGACAAAAAGAUGAGGCUCUUUCGCGAUUCGAGGAUGGCUUAUACAUGGAGCUCGAUCGUCAGCACGAAAGACUGCAGUUGUUUGUUUCAAGCAAAGCAGAUGAGAUUUCGCGCCGACUAGAAUACCUCGCCAAGAACAUCAAUCGUUGGGCAUCAAAGAACCAGGAACAACUCGCCGGUGAGUCUGCCAUCAAGCACCACAGACGCUUCACCAAGUACGAGCGCGAAUUGGUUCGUUGUGGCAGUGACAUUCAAUCCCUCGAGCGCUUCGUCAAGGCUCAGACUGUCGCCUUUCGCAAGAUCACCAAAAAAUACAAGAAAUGGACUGGCUCUACAACCCUCGGUAUUCGUCUCUAUGAGAACAUUCUCUCCGACCCCAAAAGUUUCACUCGCCGUGACUUUUCCUCCUUGAAACAACGUUAUGACGACAUCACAUGCACACUCAACGCUGCCGCUCCCGCUUUGAGCGAACCUAGCUCACCAGAAUCCCCAGCUCAGUCAUACCGACGUCAAUCUCUUUCGGGAUCUCUUAACUCGACAAAUCAUCACCCCACCAGCCGCGCUCAACCUACGUUCGAUUUCUUACCUCCACCGCAGAUAGAAGAACCUGCCAAAUACUGGAACGAAUAUGACGAUGGGAGUGAAUGUGCAGCAGAUGAUGAUGGAUAUGCUAUCUAUAUAAACCCAGAUGAAAGCAUUAGUUUCCCGGGACUCGACUACCUGCAGACUGUCCUCAAAGCACCCAUGAAGAAGGCAAGGGGUUGGUUCAAGCGCAGCAACGCCCGGGAGCGACAGUCUCUACUUGGUGCCAACCAUUCACCUUACCAAUACUCCAGCACGACCUUCAACAGCAGCGAGUCGGACGAGGAAGCGGGAUAUGCUAGCUCAGAUGGCUUCCCCGCGACUGGAUAUGCCACACACUAUGCCCUUCCCAGCCUAAAUCAACAGCAGGCACAUCUGUACCGUGAGAAGACCUUAUUUUGGGGCACGAUCAGCUCCUUUGCCGUGUCUUUUCUGCUCCUCCUUGUCGCAGGCACACUUAUUUCUACCGGUCGACACAGGCUCAGAGCUGAAGUUGACGCGGGCGUUACUGUUGGCGUUGUUGCGAGCUUGUUCACCGCCUGUAGUGCCCUCGGUAUGACGUUAUACCGGCACGACCGACUAUCAUUUCCACAUCUGCUGGCGGUUUGGACUACCUUCGUCGCAUCAUGUAUCCUCAAUGGCAUGCUGCUGAUUUUGGUUGUGGGAAACUCCCCGUAA